AUGGGGCACUCUUUGCUCUGCAUGAUGGGCUUUUUCUUGCUCAGUACAGUCAUCUGUGGAAACGCUGAAGGUCCUCCUGAGCCCACCGUGACCCUCCAACCAUCCACGACUCAGAUAUACAGAGCUCCUCCUAAGCCCACUGUGACCCUGCAGCCACCCUGGACUCAGAUAUACAGCGGUGAGACAGUCACUGUCAGAUGUGAGAUUCAUGGAGGUGAAGGAGCUCAGUGGACGUAUGAAUGGAGACCAGCUGAGGUAAACACACCUCCAACAUCCAAUGAAUACAGAAUCAGCAGCGCUGCUGAGUCUGACAGUGGAGAAUACAGCUGCCGGGGCAGAAGAAACUCUUCCUGGACAGAGUGGAGUGACAUCACCACAUUGAAAGUAACAGCUCCUCCUAAGCCCACUCUGACCCUGCAGCCAUCCAAGACUCAGAUACACAGCGGUGAGAUACACAGCGGUGAGACAGUCACUGUCAGAUGUGAGAUUCAGGGAGGUGAAGGAGCUCAGUGGACGUAUGAAUGGAGACGAGGCCAGGUAAACAUAGGUUCAGCAUCCAGUGAAUACAGAAUCAGCAGCGCUGCUGAGUCUGACAGUGGAGGAUACAGCUGUCGGGGCAAAAGAAACUCUUCCUGGACAGAGUGGAGUGACAUCACCACAUUGAAAGUAACAGUUCCCAGUAAGCCCACUGUGACCCUGCAGCCACCCUGGACUCAGAUAUACAGCGGUGAGACAGUCACUGUCAGCUGUGAGAUUCAGGGAGGUGAAGGAGCUCAGUGGACGUAUGAAUGGAGACGAGGCCAGUCAAACAUACCUGAAACAUCCAAUGAAUACAGAAUCAGCAGACUUGCUGAGUCUUACAGUGUAGAAUACAGCUGUCGGGGCACAAGGACCUAUUUGUUAACAGAGUGGAGUGAUACCAUCACACUGACUGUAUCAUCGAAACCAAAGGCUGAACUGAGAGCUUAUAGGACAGCUGUUCCAGUAGGGGGCAGUGUGACCCUGACCUGCUCUGUGAGUCCAUCAUCAUCAUCAUCAUCAUCAUCAUCAUCUGGAUGGAAAUACUACUGGUACAGAGAUGGGAAAUCUUCUGAACCUGCGAGAAAUGAACAAAUCAGUGUCUCAGAGGGAGGACUCUACAGCUGCAGAGGAGGAAGAGGAGAACCAGUUUACUACGCAGAGGACAGUGAGUCAGUCUGGAUUGACACAACUGUAACAGCCUCAAUCAGGCCUGUUGUGACUCUGCAUCCAAACUGGUCUGAGAUAUACAGAGGAGAGACGAUCACUGUCAGAUGUGAGAUCCACGGAGGAGACACUGAGUGGGAUUAUGAGUGGGAAACAAACAGCAUCAGAAAACCUCCAAAUCAAAAUGAAUACAGGAUUAGAUCUGCUUCAUCAUCCAACAGUGGAAACUAUCGCUGUAAGGGCAGAAUGAAAAGUUCACAGCAUGAAACAACAGAGUGGAGUGAUUCAGUCACACUGACAGUUUCUGACAAUAAACCCCGUCCUGUCCUCACUGUGUCUCCAUCAUGGCUGAGUCCUGGAGCCUCAGUAACUCUGAACUGUGAGGUUGAACAUCCGUCUGCAGGAUGGAGCUUCUACUGGUAUAAAGCUGUUCCUGAUCUAUCAGAGAAAUCCUCCAGUUAUGAGCUGCUACCUGAUGGCAAUAGGACUGCAAACAACUCCUACAUCAUUCAUGGACAGACACACACAGCAGGAUAUGUGUGCAGAGCUGGAAGAGGAGACCCAGAGUAUCACACUGAUCACAGUCAACCAAAGUUUGUCUGGUCUGCAGAUGUUCAUUCAGCAGAGUCUCUCACAGUGAGUCCUGACAGAGUGCAACACUUCACCUUUGACUCUGUCUCACUGACCUGUGAGGGAAACUUCACUGAGUGGAGAGUGAGGAAGUUCUCUGAGGACGGCCGACUCUCUGUCUGUAGGAGAAUGACUGGAUCCACAUGUGACAUCAAAGCAUCAAAGUCACAUACUGGAGUGUACUGGUGUGAGUCUGGAUCAGGAGAGUUCAGCAGUGCAGUCAACAUCACUGUACAGAAUGAUGAUGGUCCUAUCCUGGUGAGUCCUGUUCAUCCUGUGACUGAGGGAGCUUCUGUUAGUCUGAGCUGCAUUUUGAAAACACAAAAAAUACUUUCCAAUGUGUUUUUCUAUCACAAUGACAAACUUAUUGAAAAUGAUACCCGAGGGGAGCUGAAGAUCUCUGCAGUGUCAAAGUCUGAUGAAGGUUUCUACAAGUGUCAGUACUCAGGAAGAGAGUCAGCACAGAGCUGGAUGUCAGUUAAAGUAACUGUGUCUGGAGCUGACAGCUCUUCAUUUCCUCCUGUGUGGUUGAUGGUUGGACUGGUUUGUGGAGUCUCUCUCAUUAUUAUUCUCCUGCUCUUGUUGUAUCGCUGCAGACAGUCCAAGUAUUCCUGCUUCACCAGGUCGAUCCAGUCUGAGAGUCACAGUCCGGGCUCCUCCACAAAUCAUGGAGUCAACCAGAAUGAAACUCAUGAGUACAACUCUCUUCAACAUGGUACCAAUAACCUCUCUGAAUAUGUUAUGCACGUGGAAGACAACAGAAAUGGAUCAGAUCAACAUCAAGAUGUCACAUACUCUCUUAUUGACCUUAAAAACCUUCAAAAGAAGAGGAAGCAUCAUGAACCAGAGCAGAGUGCUGUUUACUCUGAGGUGAAGACGGGAGCUGCAGGAAAAUCAAGUCCUGCAGCUGAUGCAGCAGUUUAUUCUGAAGUCACGUUAGGAAGCUUUCCUGGUUAGUGAGGAGAGCUGCAGCAGCAAAAAGGAGCAUUUUAUGAAUCCACUGUUGCUCCUCUGCUGCUCAAAUAUCAGACGCGCUCACUUUUUAGUGUUUAUGAAGAUGAUAUUGAAUAAUAAUAUGAUAUAGACUUGUUACUUUCGCUUAGCAUAACACACACAAGGGUGUGUC
This is a messenger RNA of Maylandia zebra (zebra mbuna), 2941 nucleotides long. The record is from RefSeq and is a predicted model, not a curated record. Lineage: Eukaryota; Metazoa; Chordata; Actinopteri; Cichliformes; Cichlidae.